Zingiber officinale is the source of this 1470-nucleotide messenger RNA. Its product is annotated as E3 ubiquitin-protein ligase RGLG4-like. Lineage: Eukaryota; Viridiplantae; Streptophyta; Magnoliopsida; Zingiberales; Zingiberaceae. The transcript is spliced from 11 exons. The record is from RefSeq and is a predicted model, not a curated record. Bases 70 to 1317 code for a protein of 415 amino acids.
AGGAUAAAAUCGAUAUUACUUCAGCCGUCGUUUUGCCUUCUUUCGAUCGGAUUAGUAUAUGGUUGUUUGAUGGGGAAUGUGGUGGCCCUGCUUUUUGGUCGGCGGCGAGCUCACCGGCCGGCAGUCCGGGAAAUAGAGGGGUGGAGUUCGAGCAACUCCCAGCCUUCCAUGGGAAGGAGAAUGAAUCGCAAGAAGAGUGAAGUUAUGAAGAAAUACGCGUUCAUCCCUGACAACUACACCACAGUCGACCAGGUCACAGCUGCCCUGAGAGAAGCUGGAUUAGAGUCAUCAAAUCUAAUUGUGGGGAUUGAUUUCACUAAAAGCAAUGAAUGGACAGGGAAGCACUCUUUCAGAGGUCAGAGCUUGCACAAGCUCGGAGAUCAGCCAAACCCUUACGAGCAAGCCAUUACUAUAAUUGGCAAGGUUUUGGCUCCGUUCGACGACGACAACCUCAUUCCUUGCUUCGGAUUCGGCGACAUGACAACUCACGAUACACAUGUGUUCAGCUUUCAUCCUGAUAAUUCGCCUUGCCACGGAUUUGAGGAAGUUUUGUCCUGCUACAAGAAGAUCGUUCCUCACCUACGAUUAGCAGGGCCUACUUCCUUCGCGCCGAUCGUGGAGGCAGCCGUCGACAUUGUCGAGAGAAACCAUGGGCAAUACCACGUUUUGCUCAUCAUAGCAGACGGCCAGGUCACUCGCAGCGUCGACACGGACGACGGCGAGCUCAGUCCGCAAGAAAAGAAGACUAUCGACUCGAUUGUGAUGGCGAGCGCCUACCCCUUGUCGAUCGUGCUAGUCGGCGUCGGCGACGGACCUUGGGACGACAUGAAGAAGUUCGACGACAAGCUUCCCGCCCGCGAUUUUGAUAAUUUUCAGUUCGUCAACUUCACCGCCAUCAUGGGGAGAAACGCGAGCGCAGCAGAGAAGGAAGCAGCCUUCGCCCUCGCCGCUCUCAUGGAGGUCCCUCUCCAGUACAAAGCUACUAUGGAGCUCGGCAUUCUCGGGCAAGUGACAGGGAAGGCCAAGAGAGUCGUGCCGCGGCCGCCUCCAUUGCCGGCUGCACAAACACAGAGGUCGUACGUGCCUCAGCAAAGCAGACGGCCGGAACGCAGCAGCACGUUGCAGAGAAGCAGCAGCAGCCCAGCGCAAAGUAGCAAUGACGACCAGAGCCAAACUUGCCCGGUUUGCCUGACCAAUGCCAAAGACUUGGCCUUUGGAUGUGGCCAUAUGUGUUGCAGAGAUUGCGCUGAGAGCUUGAUCAGAUGCCCGAUAUGCAGAACGAUUAUAACGUCACGCUUGAGGGUGUACACAGGAUGAAUCAGGCAUGCAUGCAGUUGUGUUGUUUAUUGUGGUUUGGUGAUGAAGUAUAUAAUAAAUGUAAAUUUCUAUGGAAGCUCGAUAGCAAAUUAUCGCUGAAUAAUACUACUCGUGGAAUCUAGUUGAUUCAAUCUUAAUUGUUGAUUAACAUCA